AUGAAUCGCUUAUUCGGCAGCAAAGCCGCAAAGCCCAAAUCCUCUCUCACCGAUGCCAUCGCAUCCACCGAAAACCGAGCCGACUCAGUCGAAGUCAAGAUCCGCAAACUCGAUUCCGAACUUGCCCGCUAUCGCGAUCAAAUGCGCAAGAUGCGCGACGGACCCGGCAAGGACGCUAUCCAACAACGAGCACUCCGCGUUCUCAAACAGAAACGUCUCUACGAAAACCAACUCGCUCAACUCCAACAACAAUCGUACAACAUGGAACAAGCGACAAUGACAACAGAGAACCUCCGUAACACAAUGGCUACCUUCGACGCGAUGCAAACAGCAAACAAGGAGAUGAAAAAGACAUAUGGCAAGAUUGAUCUGGAUAAAAUCGAAAGUAUGCAGGAUGAAAUGGAGGAUCUGAUUGAAGCUGCCAAUGAAGUGCAGGAGACAUUGGGGAGGAGUUAUGGGGUACCGGAUGAGGUGGAUGAGGAGGACUUGCAGGCGGAGUUGGAUGCGCUGGCGGAUGAUUGGGAGGCGGAAGAGGCGGCUGGGGAAUCGGUGCCGAGUUAUUUGCAGAGUAAUCAGGAGUUGCCGGACUUUGUGGAUGAGUUGCCGAAUCAAGGUCAGGCAGAGGGAGCGACUGCGGAGCAUGGAGAGGCCCUCCGUGCGGUGUAA
Ustilago hordei is the source of this 666-nucleotide messenger RNA. RefSeq lists its product as uncharacterized. Gene Ontology annotation, cellular component: multivesicular body. Bases 1 to 666 code for a protein of 221 amino acids. Lineage: Eukaryota; Fungi; Basidiomycota; Ustilaginomycetes; Ustilaginales; Ustilaginaceae. The transcript has a single exon. The record is from RefSeq and is a predicted model, not a curated record. Gene Ontology annotation, biological process: late endosome to vacuole transport via multivesicular body sorting pathway; vesicle budding from membrane.